Messenger RNA from Eleginops maclovinus (Patagonian blennie), 986 nucleotides. It is a transcript of the gene llph, whose product is annotated as LLP homolog, long-term synaptic facilitation factor. The transcript is spliced from 3 exons. Gene Ontology annotation, molecular function: RNA binding. The record is from RefSeq and is a predicted model, not a curated record. NCBI's taxonomy places the organism in Eukaryota, Metazoa, Chordata, Actinopteri, Perciformes, Eleginopidae. The coding region runs from base 170 to 550 and encodes 126 amino acids. Gene Ontology annotation, biological process: dendrite extension. Gene Ontology annotation, cellular component: nucleolus.
UCAAAUGCUACGUUGUUCAGAUUGACAAAAACAGCCAAUCACUUGACUGUUUCUUCCAAACGCGUCAUCGUUUUUCCUCCAACUUGUAAACACGUGUGCGGAGCGGAGAGUGUCCCUGUCCAUCUACGGAGAAAAAUAAACUAUCUAAAGGACAUCGAUUAUCUUUAAAAUGGCAAAAAGCCUCAGGAGCAAAUGGAAGAGGAAGAUGCGUGCAGAGAAGAGGAAGAAGAACGCUCCCAAAGAGCUGGCACGCCUGAAACAAGCUCUGAGUAUGGAUAAGAAAGGAGAUGCUGUGAUGGCUGACAUUCAGGACAUCGCCACUGUGGUGCCAGCUGACAAGAUCAAGAAGAAGACUGAUGUGGAUAUGGGGGGGAUGGAGGGCGAAGAGGGUAAGAUGGACAUGGACAGCAAGCGCAACAAGGUAACUCAACUGGAUGAAAAUGGACAGUAUCCUGUGUGGAUGAAUCAAAGGCAGGCCAAAAAGCUAAAAGGCAGGCGCAUUGCAAAGAAAAACGGCCAUGACAAGAAGAAGAAGGGCCUCGCCUGGUGAAGCAGAGGAAACAAAACACAAAAACUGCUUUGCCAUGAAAGACUUUUAACGCUGCAACACAGAAUAAUUUCAUGUGUUGUUUUAUACAUGAUAACUGUGGAAUUUCCCAUUCUGUUAAGUGGAUUACACGAUUCAUGGUUGUGAAACGGAGACUGUUAUUAAGUAAUUCACUGCAGGAAAAUGUUUGUUCUUAUGGAACAGCAGCUUCAUCUUCACGUUAGGACAAGUUUAGAGAAACUACAACUGGUUCAAAAUGUCUGACCGUCAUGUAUUCUCUACUACUACUCAUACUUGGGUCAUAUGUUGCUUGACAUUCGUCAUAUUUUCCCCUCUUAUUGUUGUAGCUUUCUACUGUCAGAUUCUGUAAACUGAUGUGUAUACAUUUUCAAUAUUGCUACGUAUUCUAAAAUAAAGAUGUAUGCAAAAUAAUAAUGAA